AUGAGUGGAUCCUCAACUAAAGACCAAUUCAGCACCACUAAUCAGAGAAACACAUUUUAUUUUCAACCAAUCAAUACUGCUCAUUUGGUACAAAUGUCAUCCAGUUUGUUGAAUGGACCUGUGGAUAACAGUCAUCAGCAAACAUUGACUUCGCAGUCCCCUUUGGCCGCUAUAUCACCGUGGUUUUCCGCAGUCGGGAAGUAUGUGCUGCACCGCAUUCCCGUGUACAAGACAGAAGUCCGUCAGCUAACUCAAAAUCGACCGCUAUGGAUAGUCCAGAAUAUAUUUCGCAGGCCUAAUCCAUCGUGGAUGAAUGCAGUUCAAGCGCAACUGAGUAGUCAAAUAAAUAAAGUUCAGAGUACACAGCAAGGCAUCAAUCUACUUGCAGAAAGCGGUCAGAAAGUAAAACCAAGCGUAAAGCAAAUCAAGCUGACUGAAAAACCCGAGACACUGGUAACCACACAAGCACCGGUCGAUUCGUGGCUGAACACGCCUGUGCAAGGCGAGGAGCCUGCAGACAAUACGUCUCGUUCAAACAAAAUGACGUCACAAGAUGCAAAUGAGCCCAUGAAAGAAGACCGUCAGAGUAAUCAGGUCCCGAAUGCAAGAGCCAAUUUCACUGCGAUUCACCAGGACUGGCAGGAUUCAGCCAAACAUAUGGGAGGCAUACUAUUUCUAGCCGUGCAAGCCGGUUCAGGUAUUCAAUAUCGUGAUUUCCACAAUCGGGGCAUGAGAUCGAAUAGCAAUCAUGCGAAUUGGUUCAUUCAUCCGAAAUUUCACCAGUGGACUCCGGGCGUGUAUGAUCGAGUUUUUUUAGAGUUCUGGAAGGAUCAAAUACCUCAAGUACGUUUGGUGUUCACCGGAAGAACUGACCCCUUUUUUAUCCUGCAAAAGCCAACUUACAAUCCAGAUGCACGAACGCCACUAUCAAAGUACUGUUCGGAUCUCAAAAUCUAUCUGCUAGUUUUAGACGCACACUCACCUUUGUCUGUGUGCUACCAAAACACUCCAACCCGUAUCGCAUCCGACAAUCAAUAUCCGAAAUUUCUCUACAGAACACCAAUUGGCUCGGCACAGAAUGGAAAUUGUAUUGUCCCAUUGGGUGAGAAACCCGAGUCAGACCGGGACAGGAAUUGUGUGUUGCACCAGGCGGACGAAUUGCGUAUCUAUGCGGUACCGUAUAGUUUGUACAAAAAUUCUCCGGGUGGAUCACAAUUAACACCAUAUCCUCUUCUAUUUGCUCUGGACUCCAAGUUGGGAGCUUCAGUCAGUGAUAUAUGGCAAAAACCGCUGAUCAGCCCACCGGGUUACCAACCGUUUGGAUUCGAUGAGGUACCAAACACUCGAUGUGAAUGUUGGUUUCGUAGCCGUGCACUGGAACAGUGGGUUCGACCGGUAUUCACAACUCCAUCUGGACAAGAACAAACGGAUAGCGGUCACAUUCCCCGUCAGGGAUUCACGCGUAUCCACGUCACAUUUCAAAACGUCUAUGGACGAACAAUAGCCAUGCUUGUGUUCGACACUCGCGGAGCACGAGCCGAUUGUUGGUUCACAGCAAGUCGUCUCCUGCAGGCCUGGCCAUGGAAUGUUGAACACUUGCGCCAUUACCGGUUCAUCCAGUUUGGUGUACCACAAAACUCCUCCAUACCAAAGCAAACUUCGACCCACACAGUCAAGCAAACUCAAGUGGAUUUUUGGAUCGGCAAUGUGACACAGAUGCGAUCAGAUCAAUCCAUCCACGUGUGCACUAGCCUUGUCCUGGUGAUGAGGAUGGCCACCGGGCAAAUCGAUGGAAAACCACAUUGUCUGUUUGGUCUAGAACACACGAACCAACUGAUCAGUGAACCUUUCAUGGGUGUCAGUUAUGUAGAUGGAAUGGCAUGGGAAAUGAUUCGAGCACAUCAAUUAAUCAUCUCGUCAGACUGA
Messenger RNA from Echinostoma caproni, 1926 nucleotides. Lineage: Eukaryota; Metazoa; Platyhelminthes; Trematoda; Plagiorchiida; Echinostomatidae. The record is from the annotation of a GenBank genome assembly.